AUGCGUAGUACUUGCCUUGAUCAAGAAAAAAAAGGAAUGUUCGAGCAUCAGGUAUUUCAGCUAAUAUUUGCGGGCGAAUACACGAAGGCAAUGAACAAAGACUGGCACAGUGAUCAUUUUUGCUGCUGGCAGUGUGACAACACACUUACUGGUCAACGAUAUAUCUUGCGAGACGAACAUCCUUACUGCAUCAAGUGCUAUGAAGAUGUGUUUGCAAAUACCUGUGAUGAGUGUGCUAAACCUAUUGGUAUUGACUCUAAGGAUCUAUCGUAUAAAGACAAACAUUGGCAUGAAGACUGUUUUCUGUGUAAUAUGUGCAAAAUUUCUUUGGUUGACAAACCCUUCGGCAGCAAAAAUGAUAGGAUAUUCUGCUCAAACUGUUAUGACCAAGCAUUUGCAACUCGAUGCGAUGGAUGUAAUGAGAUCUUUCGGGCAGGCAUGAAAAAAAUGGAAUAUAAAGGGAAACAGUGGCAUGAUAAAUGCUUUUGCUGCGCAUUAUGUAAAACACCGAUUGGCACUAAAAGUUUUAUACCUAAAAAUGAUGAAGUCUAUUGCGCUCAAUGUUAUGAAGAUAAAUUUGCUACCCGUUGUUCUAAAUGUAAAAAGGUGAUCAGUAGCGGUGGUGUUACGUACAAAAAUGAACCGUGGCAUCGGGAGUGUUUUUGUUGCACCAACUGUAAUACUUCGCUUGCUGGUCAAAGAUUUACCAGUAAAGAUGAGAAACCGUACUGUGCCAACUGUUAUGGGGAACUGUUCGCUAAACGAUGCAAUGCCUGCUUAAAACCAAUUACAGGAAUAGGUGGUGCUAAGUUUAUAUCUUUCGAAGACCGACAUUGGCAUAAUGACUGUUUCAUAUGUGCUCAGUGUUCAACAUCUCUAGUUGGUAAAGGAUUCAUAACAGAUGGAGCUGAUAUACUAUGCCCGGAAUGCGCGAAGGCGCGGUUGAUGGCUGCAAAUUCUUAA
Enterobius vermicularis (human pinworm) is the source of this 963-nucleotide messenger RNA. The record is from the annotation of a GenBank genome assembly. NCBI's taxonomy places the organism in Eukaryota, Metazoa, Nematoda, Chromadorea, Rhabditida, Oxyuridae.